CCAAAAUGAAUACUUUAAGUCCAACUAUGAACAUGCCAUCUUCUUUUAUUGGAAGCCAAGAAUUCUAUCAGCCAUGGAACAUGAACCAACAGCAAUUCAUCCCAGACUUGAACACUCUUACUUCAGCCAUGGCAGUAGGCCAAGAACCUCAGAGCAGUAGUCUGUCCCAACUCAACACCUACUUGGAGCUUGCAAACUUUUCUAACAAGUACUGCUUCUGAAUUCCAUCUGAACCAGCCCAGUUCCAACCUCCCAUGGAGAUGGCCCAAGUUCAACAUCAGGCUGUUUUAAAGCAAGCGAAUUCUUGCGGAAAGCCUGAGAAGAAAGAAGAACUUUACCUAAAGCUUCUUGCUGACUUCAAGUACAACACUAUCACAAAGUACGACGAAGUCAAAGAGAAAGAAGUUCUCGAGUACCAAUGUGGCUAUGAAGGCUGCAGGAAAGUGCUUCAGAAGCCUUGGAACUUGCUUGAUCAUCUAAGAAUGCAUGAAGGUGUGAAGCCUUUUGAGUGCAACUGGUGAGGCAAGAGAUUUACUCAGAAAGGAAAUCUGAAGAAACAUGUGAGACAACACGAGAACCCUGACGUGAAAAACAGAAAGAGAUACUCAUGCAGGUUCUGCAAAAGAGGCUAUACAGAACGUUACAACUUGAGGACACACAUUGCAAAGAAGCAUCAAAACAAGUGUAAGAAAUAAACUGAAGGCAGAGGUAGAGGCAGAGACUCUAGUGACUUCAGAGGCCUCUUUCCUAAAACCAUAAUUGAUACUAAAAUUUAAUAAAA
Messenger RNA from Moneuplotes crassus, 781 nucleotides. NCBI's taxonomy places the organism in Eukaryota, Ciliophora, Spirotrichea, Euplotida, Euplotidae. The record is from the annotation of a GenBank genome assembly.